This is a messenger RNA of Thamnophis sirtalis, 1892 nucleotides long. NCBI's taxonomy places the organism in Eukaryota, Metazoa, Chordata, Lepidosauria, Squamata, Natricidae. The record is from RefSeq and is a predicted model, not a curated record.
AAAAAUAAAUUUCACCACUGGGUAAGAUCCCAGUCCCUGACUUGACAGCUCUUGGCCUGCUUCCUUCUCUCUCUCCUGCCUUUUUAAAAAUGUUGAAUGUUUUUAAUAUUUAUUAUUUUAAUUGAAAGCAACUCAGAGUCACUGUUCAGAGUGAGUUUAGGUGGUAUAUACAUUUAAAAGAUGGAUGGAUGGAUGGAUGGAUGGAUAGAUGGAUAGAUAGAUAGAUGAUUGAUUGAUUGAUUGAUAGAUAGAUAGAUAGAUAGAUAGAUAGAUAGAUAGAUAGAUAAUUAAAUACAAUGCCUCUUGUUUGACUGCCUUCAGAAGAUCAAAUUCUGCCUUUGUGCCUUUGGUUUGGAGAUGCCUGUAAACUUAAUUGGUUUGGUCUGAAUAUUGCGGUAACUUGUUUAAAAAUUGAGGAAUUAUUUGGUGUGAAAUGAGGCCCAUGGAGGAAGAGAAAGAAUAAUAAAAGCUUGCUCUAAGAUGGCUGGGCGUUUGAAUUGGCCCCAUCGAUUAAAGUUAUGCUUUCUUUUCCAGUUUCCUUGUUUGCCUGAGAUACAUGAGUUACUACCGUCAUCCUCCACUAACAUAUAUAGAAUAUCCCCUCAUGAUUGUGCAAGAUAUCAUUCUUUGCCUGCUUGUUCUGCAUUUCAAUGGCAAAAUGAAGCAUGCUUUGCCUUACACAGUCAUAUUUGUGGCAGGAUGGUAUGCUCUAACGCUGCAAGAAUGGAUAUUGGACUUGAGCAUGAACCUGAGCACGGUGGUCAGCGCCGCAAGUAAACUCGUUCAGCUCCGUUGUCUUUGGCAGACUAGAGAUUCUGAACAAGUGAGUGCCACAACUUGGGGAUUAGCCAUAUACACCUGUGCAGUUCUGAUCCGUUUUGUAGUCAUGAUGGCUCUUAAUAUUUGGGUCAUCACUACUAUAUUGGAAUACCGGAAGGCUAAGAAGCAAGACUAAGAUGCCGAUCGUCCCCCUUUUAAAACAACGUGGACUAAAAUUAAGACAUUCCAUUAAAUGAGAGCUGGUGUUUACCUAUUUUACGCGUACCUAACAUUCAGUGCCAAUACCUCAGAUGCAUUAUGAUGUUUAUGUUUACUGUUUGUAAAAAUAAUUGGCUGCAUGAACAAAGGGUUUCAUUUUUUAUGAACAGAUUGCAUAACAGACUUCUCAAACGGGUUGAUUUUUAUUUGUUGGUUUAUCUCCAUGGACAAUCCCACUCUUCUAACUCAGUAGGACCAACAACAGUUCCAAACCAACAAGAAAACAAAUGUUUUAUAUUUAUUGAAUUGCUGGAUUUUCAGAACUGCGUUUCUGGCAACUGUGGGGUUUUUCCCCUUUAAGAUAAAAUUUAUCUUAUCUUUAUAAACCAGCCUAUACAGGAAAUCUUUCUCUGAUUUCCUCAUGCUAAACGGCCCUCUAAAUCUUCAUCUUAAAAAAGACCUGUGUAUUUUAUUUAGUUAACGGCAUUUCAAAAGAGCUUCAACUACAAAAAAAAUAUAUGAAUCCUUUUAUUUCAAUUCCUGCAUUUUAAAUAUGUUAAACUUGAUACUUUGCUUGGAUUUAUGUGUCAGUCUAAUUUUUUUGAACCAAAUUUGUAUUGCUAUUUUGAGUAGCUGUUAACUGUUAUACUUUGGUUUCAAAUAUAGACAAAUACACAAAACCUGAAGAACAUCAACAAUAUUUCAGCAAUUGUUUGAACUUGGUUUAGUGUCCCUCUAAGUUUCGAGAAGUAUAAAUGUAUCAUCACAACUUAAUUUUGAAAGUUCCUUUAGCAAUAAAGAACGGGGGCAUUUUAAAAAAAUAGUAAAGCUCUGUGUCUAUUCUUUGAACUAAGUAUGCAGCUUUCUGCAAUUAAACUUAAUUAAAGAAAUAAAGUGCUUUUGUUUAAUGUUAA